CAAAUGUUUUACGAUAUGCGCAUGCUCCACACAGCCCAAUUAAAAAGGAGCGGACAGUCAGCUUGUGUGAGGAGAGUCAGAGAAGCCGUCCUCUUCGCCGCAUCACCCACUGUUACCACGAUGUCUAAACCGAAGUUUCAGACGGAGUGGGAGGAAAUUGACGAUGAAUAUCAACAAUUACAGGAAACUCACAAAAUAUACAGACAAAAGCUUGAGGAGCUCACCAACCUCCAAGCAACAUGCAGCAGUGCCAUCAGUAAACAGAGAAAAUGCCUCAAAGACUUGAGGCAAAGCUUGAAAAAGUGUGCACAAGCAUGUGAUGAAAAGCAACUCGAACUAAUAACUGACAUCAAAACACAAAUCAAAGAGAAAGAAAACGUGUUCUUUGAUAUGGAAGCAUAUUUGCCAAAGAAGAACGGACUCUACCUGAAUUUAGUCCUGGGCAAUGUGAACGUAACGCUUCUCAGCAACCAGGCAAAAUUUGCCUACAAAGACGAGUAUGAGAAGUUCAAGCUUUAUAUGACAAUAAUCUUGAUGUUUGGAGCCAUAACCUGCCUCUUCUUUCUCAACUGUCGUGUCACUGAUGAAAUCUUCAACUUUUUGCUGGUGUGGUACUAUUGCACAUUGACGAUAAGGGAAAGCAUCCUCAUGAGCAAUGGCUCCAGGAUUAAAGGAUGGUGGGUUUCUCACCAUUAUGUGUCCACCUUUCUGUCAGGUGUGAUGCUUACCUGGCCAGAGGGGCCCAUGUAUCAGAUGUUCAGAAGUCAGUUCCUUGCUUUCUCCAUCUAUCAGAGUUUUGUCCAGUUCCUCCAGUAUUACUACCAGAGCGGCUGCUUGUACAGGCUGCGAGCUCUGGGUGAGAGGAAUCAGCUGGACCUCACAGUGGAGGGAUUUCAGUCCUGGAUGUGGAGAGGCCUCACUUUUCUUUUGCCAUUCCUCUUUUUUGGCCAUUUUUGGCAGCUGUACAAUUCGGUGAGCCUGUUUCGCUUGGCAGGACAUGAGGAUUGUAAGGAGUGGCAGGUGUUUAUGCUGGCGCUGACAUUUCUCGUCUUAUUCCUGGGAAAUUUUCUCACCACGGUAAAAGUCGUCCACCAAAAAGUUCAGAAAAACCAGGAAAAGGUGCAAAAAAAUGACUGAGAAUAAACUCAAAGGGACAUUUCAGAUUCUUCAAAUGGGCCAGUAAUCUUGAAGCAACACACACACAAUCGCUUGACAGACUGUGCGCAGUACGAUCAAGUCGGGAGAAGACAAAAGCUUGAAGCCGCCGUUUCUCUCAGGCUUUGAUGACCACAGCAGCGUCCAGCCAAAGCAUUCGGCCAACAGGCUUUUGCUUUCUAAAGACUCCUCGUCGUCGUCGUCGUCGGUUUGCUGCACAUACGGUCACGACACAUAGCGGUGUUGGCCUGAUAGAUGAACAGUUUGUCGCUUUAUCCUGUACAUAAAGAAAGUGAGUGGAAAGAAUGUGUUUUUAUUUGUGUCUGUGCGUUAAUCUGUCAGAGAGGCUUUGUUCAAAUCAUAUGCAACGGAACAAGAACAGAACAUAAGUUUUCCUUUGAAGACCGAAGUCUGUCAUGUACAUACUUCAUACUUCUGUGAAGUAGCGAUGAUCAAACUGUCUCUGGCUCAAACUAAAUUGGACAUGUUCACUUCUGCACUGCGCUUCAUUUCUCAAGCUUUUUUUAAUGUGUAGUACUCAGCUCCCUAUUGUGCUAUUUCACUGCUAACCACUAUUUUUUUACUAGAUUUUUGUUCUUGAAAAAUGACAAAUGUAGGUCAACGACUUCAAAAAAAAAAAAAAAAAAAACAACCCAUAAACCUGAUACUUGACUGCCCAAAACAACCUUCAUUUUCAGAAGAAAUAGUGAAAAAAAAAGUCUGGAGUUCAGCAGCGGUUCUGCUUCUGUUGUUUUCUUGAUUCCUCGAAAGUAUCACAACUACGAAGGACUGCGAUGCUGUUUCUCCCUUUCAGGCUACGGUUACAAAAGCCAUAACUGUUUUUUUGUAUAAUGGAAUGCAUAAACUUGGUUCUCUGGCUAAGUCACAAAAGCACGCACAAACUUGAACUGUCUCUACAAAAACUGUUGAAAGGACAAAGGAGAGUCCAUACGAGCUCCUUCCUUGUAGUUACACUUCUAUGUUGUCAUUUAACUUAAUGCUGACAAAUUGUAAUAUAUACUUAGGUCUAAAUCUUACUGGUGUAGGAGCUUCAAGCUUAAACAUUUUUACACAAAACCCUCAGGUUAGAGGUUAAGAGUUCAAAUUCAGUUUAACACUUGAAGUCAAUGCACAGAGUUGGGUUUAUUAAUUAGCACGCUGGUUGUUCCCAUCUUGUUAUGUGAUGUUACACAAAUGUAUUAUGAUGCUGCUAUUGGCACUGGUACUGUAAGGUUAUGAUACAGAAUGAUGAUAAAAAUUAUGUGAUGGAUUAUUGUUUUUUUUAAUUCUAAUUGACAAACUAAAUUAAAUAUUUGUAUGAAUUAAUUUACGGCCAAAUCUGGCACUUUUUGCUCUGGUUCACUGUAGUUUUGUCUGAUUUGUGUUUCAUGCAUGUUCAAAAAUUACUCAAGUGUCUUUGUUGUUGUUUUUUUGUCGUUUUUUUGGGGGGGGCGGGUUUGUUGUUUUUUUUUAUCAAGGGUUCAGAUGGGUUCAAACUAAUUGAUCUGAUCAAUGUCUCUAAUGCCUUUUUCUCCCUUUAGCCUAUCACAGCAAAAAUGCCCUACGUCUUCUGUUUGGAAAAUCCAAAGACAGUAGCGUUGCAUUUAUGUCCACAGUUAAUCUCCUGAAGAGAAUCACAGUAUUUAUGUGUCAUGUUUAUUGAGGGAAACGUACAUCAUCCUACCGAGUUCCAGACCAAACUGUUACACUUAUGCGAGCUGCCAGAAUGCACAAAACAACUUGAUGUCCUCAUUUAUAUAAUGUAGCUGAUGUUUAAAGUGUUUUCAUCUUUUAUUUCAGGAUUGUAAACUGGUGCCUGAACAGGAUCAGUAACGAGACGGUUGACAAUUUCUCAAUCUGUGUACAUUGUUGUAAAAAAAACAAAAAAAAAUAUUAAUAAUGAAACACCUAAUUAAAAAUUGUAGCUCUU
Messenger RNA from Thunnus maccoyii (southern bluefin tuna), 3085 nucleotides. RefSeq names its product transmembrane protein 120B (gene tmem120b). The transcript is spliced from 12 exons. Lineage: Eukaryota; Metazoa; Chordata; Actinopteri; Scombriformes; Scombridae. Gene Ontology annotation, cellular component: membrane. The record is from RefSeq and is a predicted model, not a curated record. Gene Ontology annotation, biological process: fat cell differentiation. Bases 4 to 1137 code for a protein of 377 amino acids.